ACCCAGCCUAACAUAACACAACCUAUCUUUUUCACCCUCGUUUUGUGGUUUAUGUAGUGUGACGAAAAGAUAUUCUAAUGUCAAGAAUCUCCCAAACCUGUGACUGUUCACUCAAAAAUAAAAAGUCCAAAACUUUUGAUAAAUAAAUAUAAAAAUUGUAUUCAAUUUUAUAUUAAAACCCGAAUGUGUCACUAUAGUGCAUUGGCAAAAUUUGGAUAACGAUUGUUCCGUAACGAGGUUCUGUACCUCGUCUGUGAUAUAGUUUUUCCUUUUUAAUUUACGUAGAAAUUAAAUAGUAGCAAAAUGGUUCUCGCAGAUUUAGGUCGUAAAAUAACAUCUGCACUACGAUCCCUUAGCAAUGCAACUGUCAUCAAUGAGGAAGUUUUAAAUUCUAUGCUAAAAGAAAUAUGUGCGGCAUUACUUGAAUCAGAUGUUAAUAUCAGGCUUGUCAAAAAGCUGAGAGAAAAUGUACGUCUUGUAAUUGAUAUUAAUGAUAUAGCUGGUGGCCUUAAUAAGAGGAGAAUGAUACAGAGUGCUGUAUUUAAAGAACUUGUAAAGCUCAUUGAUCCUGGAGUAAAAGCUUAUCAACCAAUCAAAGGACGUCCUAAUGUAAUCAUGUUUGUUGGUUUACAAGGUUCAGGCAAAACAACUACUUGUACAAAACUUGCUUAUCAUUAUUUAAAGAAAAAUUGGAAGGCUUGUUUAGUUUGUGCUGAUACUUUUCGUGCUGGUGCAUAUGAUCAAAUAAAACAAAAUGCAACAAAAGCAAGAAUUCCAUUUUAUGGAAGCUACACAGAAGUUGACCCCGUUACAAUAGCACAGGAUGGCGUGGAAAUGUUUAAAAAAGAAGGUUACGAAAUUAUUAUCGUUGACACUAGUGGUAGGCACAAACAGGAAGAGUCUUUGUUUGAGGAAAUGCUUCAAGUUGCAAAUGCAGUUCAACCAGAUAAUAUAAUUUUUGUAAUGGAUGCAACGAUAGGUCAGGCUUGUGAAGCUCAAGCAAAAGCUUUCAAGGAACGUGUUAAUGUCGGUUCUAUCAUUAUUACAAAACUGGAUGGACAUGCAAAAGGUGGAGGUGCUCUUUCAGCAGUUGCCGCAACACAAAGUCCAGUAAUCUUUGUGGGUACAGGAGAGCAUAUAGAUGAUUUAGAACCAUUCAAAACAAAACCUUUUAUUAGUAAAUUAUUGGGUAUGGGCGAUAUUGAAGGACUUAUAGACAAAGUAAAUGAAUUAAAUCUUGAUGAUAACGAAGAGCUACUUGAAAAAAUCAAACAUGGACAUUUUACUCUGAGGGACAUGUAUGAACAGUUUCAAAAUGUUAUGAAAAUGGGGCCAUUUUCUCAACUAAUGGGAAUGAUACCUGGUUUUAGUCAAGACUUUAUGUCGAAAGGUACAGAACAAGAGUCUAUGGCAAGACUAAAACGUAUAAUGACUAUUAUGGACAGUAUGAAUGAUACAGAAUUGGACAACAGAGAUGGUGCGAAAUUAUUUAGUAAACAACCAGGCAGAAUUGUAAGAGUAGCACAAGGUUCUGGAGUAACAGAAAAAGAAGUCAAAGAUGUAAUUACACAAUAUACAAAAUUCGCAGCAGUUGUCAAGAAAAUGGGUGGUAUUAAAGGAUUAUUCAAAGCAGGAGAUAUGUCUAAAAAUGUAAAUUCAAUACAAAUGGCAAAGUUAAAUCAUCAAAUGGCAAAAAUGAUGGAUCCCAGAGUUUUACAUCAAAUGGGUGGCAUGCCAGGAUUACAAAAUAUCAUGAAACAACUUCAACAGGGUGCGGCAGGAGGACUUGGAAAUUUAAUGGGUGGUUUUGGUGGAAAAUCGUGAAAAAUGAUUUGUUAGGCAAUAUAAUGACUGAUAUAAUUCUUUGUUAACCUAUUAAUCGGGGAAGACGAGUCAAUUCGUCAUUAGAAUAAUAAAUUUUUUAUCUAAAAAUUCCUUUUUACACAUAAUUCCAUUUUUAUUAUAAAUAAAUUAUAUUAUAUUUUAUAUUUGCAAGGACUAAAUUUGACUAAUUAAAAUUGAUUUGUCUUCACUAUUAACUUUGAAUUUCAUAAUUAAGAUUUCUAAUUAAGGGACGAUCCGUUUAACAGGUUAAACAUUAUUUACGUAGUCAUCAGAGAAAGAAAGUGGAGGAAAUGGAAAAGAGAAUAAAAAAUUUGAAACUUAUUAUUCUACGAAGAUGAUCUUUUGAAAGUUUUCAAGAAUCUUUAGAAAGAAUUUUAUGUUUACAGAUCUUUUUCAACGCGAAAGAAAUAAAAAAGAUGAUGUUCGUUAUCA
Molecule: messenger RNA, 2277 nt
Organism: Frieseomelitta varia
Lineage: Eukaryota; Metazoa; Arthropoda; Insecta; Hymenoptera; Apidae
Gene: Srp54k
Product: signal recognition particle 54 kDa protein
Exons: 9
Coding region: 304-1824 (506 amino acids)
Biological process (GO): SRP-dependent cotranslational protein targeting to membrane; SRP-dependent cotranslational protein targeting to membrane, translocation
Cellular component (GO): cytosol; signal recognition particle, endoplasmic reticulum targeting
Molecular function (GO): GTPase activity; ATP hydrolysis activity; endoplasmic reticulum signal sequence receptor activity
Source: RefSeq, a predicted model, not a curated record